Molecule: messenger RNA, 1378 nt
Organism: Struthio camelus australis
Lineage: Eukaryota; Metazoa; Chordata; Aves; Struthioniformes; Struthionidae
Source: RefSeq, a predicted model, not a curated record
GCAAGGCAGGACCGGCGCAGGCACUGGAGCCCGUGGGCAGGACGCGCCAUGGAGCCGAGCCUGGAGGGCGCCUGCAGCCACUGCAAGGAGCAGGAUGGGGUUGGGGGAGACGGAGCCCCCCAGCGGGAGCGCAGCCGGCCGGCCGGACCUGUGCUUCGGGGCGUUCAACGCCAGCGUCAGCCUCAAUGAGACGCAGAGGAAAGCCAUCACCUCGCCGUGGUUCUCCACUGCCUUUGGCCUCAUCGGCCUCUGCUCCAACCUCUUCGCCCUGUGCGUCCUGCUCAGCUCCUCCCGCAAGAUGUCCAGCCGGGCUCGUUCUUCCUUCCUUGUCUUCCUCUGCGGGCUGGUGGUCACAGACUUCAUGGGGCUGCUAGUGACAGCCUCAGUCAUCAUCCCCUACCACUUCAUCAAGUUCGACUGGGCCGAGGUGGACCCCGGCUGCCACCUCUGCAACUUCCUUGGCUUCUCCAUGGUCUUCUUCGGGCAGUGCCCACUGCUGCUGGGGGCCACCAUGGCUGGUGAGAGGUUCUUCGGCAUCAACCACCCCUUCUCCCGCUCCACCAGCAUCUCCAAGCGCCGCGCGUGGUCCAUUGUAGGGCUGGUGUGGGGGUUUGCCUGCGUCCUGGGUCUCCUGCCGGUGCUAGGGCUGGGGAGGUACACGCUGCAGUACCCCAGCUCCUGGUGCUUCCUCACCCUCCUGCCUGACACUGGCAACGUCAUCUUCUGCCUGCUCUUUGCCUUGCUGGGCAUCGUCUCUGUGUUGCUCUCCUUCAUCUUGAACACAGUCAGCGUGGUGACACUCUGUCGUGUCUACCAUGACCGGGAGUCAGUGCAGCGGCGCCGGGACAGCGAGGUGGAGAUGAUGGUGCAGCUCGUGGGCAUCAUGAUCAUCGCCACCAUCUGCUGGAUGCCCCUUCUGAUCUUCAUUAUCCAGACGGUCCUGCAGCAGCUUCCGGCCCCCGACCGGGUCCAGACACUGCCCACGGAGACACAGAAGAUGCUGCUCAUCUACAUCCGCAUGGUCACCUGGAACCAGAUCCUCGACCCCUGGGUCUACACCUCCGGGCGGGCCGUCCCGCAGCGUGCCUCCCCCAGCCUCCGCUCGCGGCCCUCCAUCGUCUCCCUCUACCCCGUCCUCAACCCUUCCCUGCGCCGCAAGUUCACCCAGGAGUCGGUGCUGCAGUAGCGGGUGCCAGGGCGCUGGCUGGGGACAGCUGCAAAGGGGGGACAGCGGUGGGGCUGGCGGGGGACAUCGGGCUGCUCCCCCCCUCGGUUCAAGCAACCCCCACAAAAAAAAAUCCAGCUUGCGCUGCUCUCCAUGCCCUGAGCGCCCACGCUGGGCUCUGGGUGUCAGGGGGACCCAGGGCGCUGAGCCAGG